AAAAAAUAUUAAUUCCUUUGCUUAAAAUACUUUCUAUUCAAUCAUUUUGUGAAAGGGCUGUUUCGGACUAUAAAAAUGUUAUCACUCUGGAUAAAAACGGACACUCCACAAUUUCGUAUCAGUCAGUUCAGUUGUCAAUCUGACGUUUGUUUGACUUGACGAAGCAGGACGAACGUUUCAGUUUUUACAUUUUUAUUAAAUUUAAUGUGUAAAAUAAAUCAUAGUAUAUUAAUCAAAUGAAUAAACACUACAACUGUACAACGGCCCGCACCGAUUACUGUUAAAUAUUUUUAUUUAAUAAUACACACUUCUUGAUUUAUUAUUAGAUUGAUUUUGGAUAUCAAACUGUAGAAAUGAGUAACGAGAAUUUAACAGAACUAGCACAUCGGCAGCAUGUGAAGUACUUUAUGCGAUUUCUGAAUAUAUUGCCUUCAUCGCUAUCAUCACACGAUACUACCAGAGUUACCAUCGCUUACUUCUCGGUUUGUGGCUUAGAUGUUCUUGGCUCCAUAUCCUCUAUUGCUUUGGAGUUGAGGGAAAGGAUUAUAGACUGGGUGUACCAGUUACAAGUUCAACCCAGCAAAGAAAAUGGCGACAUGUCAUCAUGUGGAUUCCAGGGGUCCUCAACGAUCAAUAUAGACCUCGGUGCUGCCAACAGCCACUACCGAUGUGGCCACCUUGCAAUGACGUACACUGGUCUGUGCAUACUGUUGACCCUGGGUGAUGAUUUGUCAAGGAUAAAUAGGAGAGCAUUGGUUGAAGGUGUGAAAGCAUUACAGACAGAGGAAGGAAACUUCGCAGCAACGCUCUCGGGCUGCGAGUCGGACAUGCGCUUCGUGUACUGCGCCGCGUGCAUCAGCUACAUCCUCGACGACUGGUCCGGGUUCGACGUCCCCAAGGCAACGGACUACAUCAUCAAGUCCAUUAACUAUGACUUCGGAAUUGCUCAAUGUCCGGAGCUAGAAUCGCACGGCGGGACCACAUUCUGUGCGCUCGCUACCCUGAGUCUCACGAACCAGUUGGACAAACUCUCCAAAGAGCAAGUCGAGGGUUUAAAACGGUGGCUGCUCUUCCGCCAAGUCGACGGCUUCCAAGGCCGACCCAACAAGUCAGUCGACACCUGCUACAGCUUCUGGGUAGGCGCCUCAUUAAAAAUACUAGACGUCCUACACAUGACCAACUAUUCCAGCAAUAGGAAGUACGUCUACGAAACUCAAGACUCCGUGGUCGGUGGCUUCUCCAAAUGGCCUGACACGUGCACCGAUCCUAUGCACACUUAUUUAGGACUGGCUGGACUCAGUCUCAUUGGAGAAAACGGCCUCUUAGAAAUAAUACCCACGCUCAAUAUUACCAAUAGAGCGUUCGACCAUCUCAAAGCCAUACACCAGAAGUGGGCCAGUGAGUCAUAGUAGGUGUAAUCUAUUUUCUAACACAGUUCUGUACCUCAUGAAGCAUUUCCGUUGGUUGUAACUUGGUUCUAGGUUUUGUUUGUUAUAUUAAAAUGUUUAUAUUUUAUGCGCUGUAAUACUACAGUUCCUAAAUACUGUUUAACUUUUGUAUCUAAUAUUUUUUUAUUGCUCAAACACUUAAAGUAUCAAAGACUACUAGACAAACGUUUGUUCAGAAAUAAAUUACGCGGGACCUAAAACAACUUUUAAUUACGUAAAUAAAAUGUACAUGUAAAUAAUGACAACAUUUUAUAGGUCUCAUUAAACGCCAUAACUGUUAGUUUCGACUGUUCUUUCUGACUUUCGAUCGGCUAAAUGAUCUGUUGAUUUAUAACAGCAAUUUUAAGAGCGAUAUCCUGUUUAGUACAGUCUGUCUAGUAGUCAUAGGCCCAGAACAGACGGUGAAACGCAACUGCAACGAAACUGCAACUUUGUGAUGAUUCUGAUGAAUGAAACUAAAACUGAAAGUUUCAAA
Messenger RNA from Ostrinia furnacalis (Asian corn borer), 1923 nucleotides. It is a transcript of the gene betaggt-I, whose product is annotated as geranylgeranyl transferase type-1 subunit beta. Gene Ontology annotation, biological process: protein geranylgeranylation. The transcript has 5 exons. Gene Ontology annotation, molecular function: CAAX-protein geranylgeranyltransferase activity. Lineage: Eukaryota; Metazoa; Arthropoda; Insecta; Lepidoptera; Crambidae. The coding region runs from base 354 to 1409 and encodes 351 amino acids. Gene Ontology annotation, cellular component: CAAX-protein geranylgeranyltransferase complex. The record is from RefSeq and is a predicted model, not a curated record.